UAUUGGCCAUAUAAGUAAUCAUAACCCUCCUGAAGAUCAUCUGCAACUUCGCUCAUCUCCCCUCCAUCCCAAAUGGCCAUGUGUUUACAGAAGCUCUGUUUAGUUAUCGUCUCAGUUUUUAGUGUAUUCUUCCCCUCUUCACACCCUACUCUUCUUUCUCAUGCUUUAAUGCCCAUCAGAUGUCCUGCCCACGAAUCUGAAGCUCUGCUCCGCUUCAAAGCGGCCUUCAAUGACUCCCAAGGGUAUCUCAGUUCGUGGGAAAAUGGAACAGACUGCUGUACCAUGUGGAGUGGCAUAUCCUGCAACAUUCAGACCAACCACGUUGUCUCUCUUCAUGUAAGCCCUUUGGGUUCCAUUCAAGGUGUGAUCUCUGAGAGCCUGUGCCAGCUUCCUUUUCUCACAUCACUGAGCAUAAGCGGAGUAACAGGUACUACCACUACUCCUCCCUGUUUGGGAAACCUCUCUUCUCUUGAAUUUUUAGAUUUAUAUGGAAAUGAGUUUAGUGGGUCAGUUCCCACUUCCAUUUGUUUGCUCACCCGCCUUACACACCUUGGUCUUUCUAGCAAUAACUUCAAUGGAAGUGUACCUUCCUGCUUGGGCAAUCUUAGAGCUUUAAGAAACCUUCACCUUGCCACUAACCAGCUUAGUGGAAGCAUACCGGCUUCUCUGGGUAAUCUUACUUCCUUAGUUUUCCUUAGCUUUUACCAGAACCAACUCACUGGAAUCAUACCAGAUUCUCUGGGUAACCUUUCUUCUUUAACUUAUCUUGUUCUUAGUUACAACCAACUUAGUGGAAGCAUACCAGCUUCUCUAGGUAGUCUUUCUUCUUUAGGGUUCCUUGGGAUUUGUAAUGCCCAACUCAAUGGAAGCAUACCAGCUUCUCUGGGCAACCUUUCUUCUUUAAAUCGUCUUGACAUAGGUGUCAACUACCUUGAUGGAAGCAUACCAGCUUCUCUGGGUAAUCUUUCUUCUUUAUGGUACCUCCUUCUUCAUAAAAACCAGCUUAGUGGAAGCAUACCAGCUUCUCUUGGAAGUCUCACUCAAUUGAGGUCGUUAUACAUUGAAGACAAUCAAUUGACCGGUAUCAUUCCAGAUUCCUUGAGCAAUCUCUCUUUACUUAAGUUUCUGGAUAUUAGAAAUAACCAGCUAACUGGGACCAUUCCCCCUUCAUUUGCUCUACUUUCCUCCCUCGUUGACUUCAAAGCUGCUGGCAAUCGUUUCAAUGAAAGCAUCUCUUCUUCGUCACUUCCAACUUCCCUAGUUAAUCUAUACCUGUCACUCAACCAUAACCAGUCAAUUUCAGAAACUUUCUUUCACAACCUUACAGGCCUAAAGUUUUUGUAUUUAUCCAACUGUGUGCUAAGUAUCAGCACAACCUGGAUUCCAUCUUUUCAGUUAAGUCAGUUAUCUUUAGUGUCAUGUAUGAUUGGUCUUGGUGAAUUUCCAACUUGGAUUUCAACGCAAUUCUCACUUGAUACACUGGAAUUAGUUAACACCGGUCUUAUGGGAGAAAUUCCAUCUUGGCUAUGGGAAACCAAUCCUCACUUGAAAUCUCUAAAUCUUUCAGGAAAUCAUUUAGAAGGAAGCUUAUUCUCAAAUGCUUCAAUAUGGAUGCAACUAGUAAUACUAGAUGUGUCUAGAAAUGCAUUCAGUGGCCACAUUCCAUCAACGUGGGCUCCUAAUAUGACAAUAUUGCUGCUCAAUGACAAUUUAUUUAGUGGUAAUAUUCCUCCAAGCCUGAGUCGAUUAUCUCAACUCCAGCUCUUAAAUCUUGCAAACAACAACUUUACUGGAGUGAUCCCUACAAGUUUGUCCAAAUGCUCUUCCCUUAGUGUCCUAAAUUUGGGAAAUAAUAGUUUGGAAGGAAGCUUACCACAUGACUUCAGUCAACUGAGUGAAUUGUAUUCAUUAGUUGUUCACAAUAACAAGUUGAAUGGAUCAUUCCCUCCUUCAUUAGUAAACUGUUCAAAGCUACAAGUUCUUGAUAUUGGGAACAAUUUAUUUGAAGGUGAAAUACCAACAGCAAUUACAAAUCUUUCAGGGCUAAGAGUAUUGGUGAUGAAGGAAAAUAAUUUUACAGGUAUCAUUCCUCUAGACAUUGGUCAGCUGAAGAAUCUCCAGAUCUUGCUUCUUUCUGCCAAUCAUAUCUCUGGUUCAAUUCCACAGACAAUUGUAUCAUUGGAAGCAAUGGCAAUAGAAAGCCAAUAUGGUUUUAUAUUGUCCACUUCUCAGGUUCCUUAUCGAGAUGGAUUGGAUAUGACUUUAAAAGGCACAAAUCAGCAUUACUCAUAUAUUCUUUCCACCCUCACAUCCCUAGAUCUCUCAAACAAUGAAUUGGAAGGAGAAGUUGCUUCUAAUUUGGGGAAUUUGAAGGGUUUGAGGCUUCUAAAUCUUUCAAUGAACAAUUUGAAUGGGACUAUUCCAAGUAGUUUGGGAGAAAUGAAUCAGUUGGAGUCAUUAGACCUUUCAAGAAAUUAUUUUUCAGGAAAAGUCCCUGCAGAGCUUGAAACUCUAAGCUAUUUGGGCUCACUAAAUCUAUCAAACAAUAAUCUUUCAGGAUGUAUACCACAAGGACGACAUAUAACUGGCACAUUUGGAGAAUCCUCUUAUUCAGGGAAUCCUAAUUUAUGGGGAUGUCCCUUACCCAAAAAUUGUUCUUGGCCACAAUUUUCUCAUGCCCCUCUAGUGUUAGCAAUGAAAGAAAAGAAAAGCAAGAAAAGCAUUGAAUAUCUAUGGUAUUCUAUAGCACUAGGAUUGUCAUAUGGAGCAGCUUUUGGGGUGAUAAUGUUAUUGAUCCUCAUAAAAGAGAGUACAAGGAAGAAAUACUUCAAUAAAGUUGAUGAAAUCCUCAAGUAUCUAUUUCCAUGGAUGAAGAAUCUAAAAGUAUGAAAGGAUACAUCUACAAUUCAUGAAAUGUCAAAGGAAUUUGUUUAUGCUCAGGUGCUUGGAUCAUUUCCUACUAUGUCCACCUUACUAAAGGCAUGCUAUUGUUCAUGGCCUCAGUUAACAUGUUAUCUUAUAUAUGUUGAUUUUUUGUGCUAAAUGAAGGCUAUGAAGAAAAGAAAUAUUUAUUAAAAAAAAAAAAUUAGUCAUUUUGUUUAGAUAUAUGAAUGUACGAAUGCU
Cryptomeria japonica (Japanese cedar) is the source of this 3123-nucleotide messenger RNA. Its product is annotated as receptor-like protein 39. The record is from RefSeq and is a predicted model, not a curated record. The transcript is spliced from 2 exons. Gene Ontology annotation, molecular function: protein binding. NCBI's taxonomy places the organism in Eukaryota, Viridiplantae, Streptophyta, Pinopsida, Cupressales, Cupressaceae. The coding region runs from base 73 to 2889 and encodes 938 amino acids.